Eubalaena glacialis (North Atlantic right whale) is the source of this 2403-nucleotide messenger RNA. Its product is annotated as protocadherin alpha-2-like. The annotation marks the transcript as partial. Gene Ontology annotation, biological process: homophilic cell-cell adhesion. The transcript has a single exon. Gene Ontology annotation, cellular component: plasma membrane. The record is from RefSeq and is a predicted model, not a curated record. Gene Ontology annotation, molecular function: calcium ion binding. Lineage: Eukaryota; Metazoa; Chordata; Mammalia; Artiodactyla; Balaenidae.
AUGGUGUCUUCUAAGAGUAGGGGCGGAGAGGUCGGGUGUCUGCUACUCUCCCUUCUGCUCCUCGCUGCAGGGGAGGCCAGGAGCAGCCAGGUCCACUACUCCGUCCCCGAGGAGGCCAAACACGGCACCUUCGUGGGCCGCAUCGCCCAGGACCUGGGGCUGGAGCUGGCGGAGCUGGUGCCGCGUCUGUUCCGGGUAGCAUCCAAAGGCCGCGGGGACCUUCUGGAGGUAAAUCUGCAGAAUGGCAUUUUGUUUGUGAAUUCUCGGAUCGACCGGGAGGAGCUGUGCCGGCGGAGCACGGAGUGCAGCAUCCACUUGGAGGUGAUCGUGGACCGGCCGCUGCAGGUGUUCCAUGUGGAGGUGGAGGUGAAGGACAUUAACGACAAUCCGCCAGUAUUUCCAGUGACAGUAAAGACUAUCCGGUUUCACGAAUCGAGGCUGCUUGACUCGCGGUUUCCUCUAGAGGGGGCGUUUGAUGCAGAUGUCGGAGUAAAUGCUCUUCUCUCCUACAAGCUCAGCUCCAGUGAGUUUUUCUUUCUAGAUAUACAGACAAAUGAUGAACUAAGCCAGUCUUUGUCUCUUGUGCUGAGGAAAUCUCUGGACAGAGAGGAAACUGCCGAGAUUAAUUUGUUACUGGUGGCUACUGAUAGGGGCAAACCUGAGCUCACAGGCACCGUUCAACUGCUUAUUAAGGUAUUAGAUGUGAAUGACAACGAACCUACUUUUGACCAAUCAGUUUACAAAGUACAGUUGUUAGAGAACAUCGCAAACGGAUCCUUGGUGAUUAAAUUAAAUUCUUCUGAUGCAGAUGAAGGAUCAAACAGCGAGAUUGUGUAUUCAUUUAGUGGUGAUGUGUCCCCCAAUAUAAAGACCAAGUUCAAAAUAGAUCCCAGCUCAGGGGAAAUCAGAACUAAGGGACAAUUAGAUUAUGAGGAAGUGAAAUCUUAUGAGAUUCAAGUCAUUGCCUAUGACAACGGGACUCCACCAAUGUCUGGGCACUGUAAAAUUUCAGUAAAACUUGUGGACAUCAAUGAUAACACACCAGAAGUCUCAAUCACGUCUCUUUCACUUCCCAUCCGAGAGGAUGCUCCGCUGGGAACAGUCAUCGCCCUCAUCACGGUGUCUGACCGCGACUCCGGUGCCAACGGGCAGGUGACCUGCACCCUGACCCCCCAUGACUUCUUCAAACUGGUGUCCACCUUCAAGAAUUACUAUUCGCUGGUGCUGGACAGCGCCUUGGAUCGCGAGAACCUGGCGAACUAUGAGGUGGUGGUGACCGCGAGGGACGGGGGCUCGCCUUCCCUGUCGGUCACAGCCAGAGUGUACGUGGAGGUGUCCGACGUGAACGACAACGCGCCCGCGUUCGCCCAGCCCGAGUACACGGUGCUGGUGAAGGAGAACAACCCGCCCGGCUGCCACAUCUUCACGGUGUCGGCGCGGGACGCGGACGCGCAGGAGAACGCGCUGGUGUCCUACUCGCUGGUGGAGCGGCGGGUGGGCGAGCGAGCGCUGUCGAGCUACGUGUCGGUGCACGCGGAGAGCGGCAAGGUGUACGCGCUGCAGCCGCUGGACCACGAGGAGCUGGAGCUGCUGCAGUUCCAGGUGAGCGCGCGCGACGCGGGCGUGCCGCCUCUGGGCAGCAACGUGACGCUGCAGGUGUUCGUGCUGGACGAGAACGACAACGCGCCCGCGCUGCUGCUGCCCGGGCCGGGCGGCGGGGCGGGAGCGCUGAGCCAGCUGGUGGCUCGGUCGGUGGGCGCGGGCCACGUGGUGGCGAAGGUGCGCGCGGUGGACGCGGACUCGGGCUACAACGCGUGGCUGUCGUACGAGCUGCAGCCGGCGGCGGGUGGCGCGCGCAGCCCGUUCCGCGUGGGGCUGUACACGGGCGAGAUCAGCACGACGCGCGCCCUGGACGAGGCGGACGCGCCGCGCCAGCGCCUGCUGGUGCUGGUGAAGGACCACGGCGAGCCGGCGCUGACGGCCACGGCCACCGUGCUGCUGUCGCUGGAGGACAGCGGCCAGGCGCCCAAGGUCUCUUCGCGGACGUCGACGGGCGCCGCUGGCGCGGAGGCCGCUCUGGUGGAUGUGAACGUGUACCUGAUCAUCGCCAUCUGCGCGGUGUCCAGCCUGUUGGUGCUCACGCUGCUGCUGUACACGGCGCUGCGGUGCUCGGCGCCGCCCAGCGAGGGCGCGUGCGGGCCCGGGAAGCCCACGCUGGUGUGCUCCAGCGCGGUGGGGAGCUGGUCUUACUCGCAGCAGAGGCGGCAGAGGGUGUGCUCUGGGGAGGGGCCGCCCAAGGCAGACCUCAUGGCCUUCAGCCCCAGCCUACCUCAAGGUCCAGACUCAGCAGAAGAAAGGCAACAACUCUCGGAAUCAGAACAAUUCGGAAAGGUGAGUCUUUUA